Gossypium raimondii (Peruvian cotton) is the source of this 2933-nucleotide messenger RNA. Its product is annotated as transcriptional corepressor LEUNIG_HOMOLOG. The transcript is spliced from 18 exons. Gene Ontology annotation, molecular function: protein binding; transcription corepressor activity. The record is from RefSeq and is a predicted model, not a curated record. The coding region runs from base 382 to 2682 and encodes 766 amino acids. NCBI's taxonomy places the organism in Eukaryota, Viridiplantae, Streptophyta, Magnoliopsida, Malvales, Malvaceae.
UUUUUUCCUUUUUUUCAACUAAAUAUCUAUAUGUUUCCUGAUUCUGCAAAAACAAAUUCUCUACUGUUAAAGUUCGAGCUGUUCUACUUCAGUUACACUCAAAAGAAUCAUUCACAGUUUUCUUAAGAAAUAAUUUUUUUUCUUUAGCUGAAAUACUUCAGAGAAUUAUAAAUUCUCCAUAAUUGUAUAUGUAUCUGUGGUUACAGUUUCUGAUUGCUUUAAGCUCCGCAAAUUCAGUCAGUGUUAGAAGAGAAAGAUCUUAACUAUUUUUGCUGAAUUUGAGUUUUCUUCUUUAAAUUGUUUAGAUUGAAUUAGAGUUUGUGAAGUGGAGAUCUUGUUGAAAGAUUGUUUGAGCAUUGAUCCAGUUCACCGGAAAAGAAAAUGGCGCAGAGUAAUUGGGAAGCUGACAAGAUGCUUGAUGUUUAUAUUCAUGAUUAUUUGUUGAAAAGGAAGUUGCAUGCUUCUGCAAAAGCUUUUAUGACUGAAGGAAAGGUUGCCACAGAUCCAGUAGCAAUCGAUGCUCCUGGAGGGUUUCUGUUUGAGUGGUGGUCUGUCUUCUGGGACAUAUUUAUUGCUAGGACAAAUGAGAAACAUUCUGAGGCUGCUGCAGCUUAUAUAGAGUCUCAGCAACUUAAAGCAAGGGAACAACAGCAAUUACAAAUGCAGCAGUUGCAACUAAUGCAGCACCGAAAUGCGCCGUUGCAACGAAGGGAUCCCAGUCAUCCUGCUCUUGGUGGUUCUGUAAAUACGAUUAACUCUGAAGGAAUGAUUGGACAGCCAUCAGCUAGUGUGUUGGCCAUGAAAAUGUAUGAAGAACGUGUGAAACACCCUCAUUCUGCGGAUUCAGAGACAUCAUCAGCACUGAUUGAUGCCAAUCGGAUGGCUCUUCUGAAAACACAGACCAAUAAUCAAGUCCAGCUUUUGCAAGGUAGUCCUGGAAAUAUGUCAGCUGCUUUGCAACAAAUCCAGUCACGAACGCCAUUGACAACUGAUAUCAAAACUGAAGUUAGUUUGGGUGGAAACCCGAAAAGUUUACCUAUGGAUCCCUCAUCCAUCUAUGGUCAGGCAAUUUUACAGCCUAAAUCAGGACUAGGUGGUGCUGUAUUAAAUCAGGGUGUCCCUGGUCUUCCAUUAAGGGGUUGGCCUCUGACUGGCAUAGAUCAGUUACGACCAAGUUUAGGAGUACAGAUGCAAAAACCCAAUCUGCAGACUCAAAAUCAAUUCGUUUUGACGUCACAACAACAGCACGUUUUGGCACAAGCUCAGUUACAAGGCAACCUUGGAAACUCAACAACCUUCGUGAAUGCAAAAGUUGGUCAGUCUGUUAGAAACAACGGAUCCAUAUGCUCCCCGGUGCCAUCAAGUUCUCCAAAGAUGAAGAUGGGUCAAAUGUCACAUUCUUCGUCACAACAACAGGACCAAUUGCAACAGCAGCAGCAGCCAUCACAGCAACUGCAACAGAAUAACAGAAAAAGGAAACAACACUCUGCUUCUGGAGCAGCUAACAGUACUGGCACAGGAAACACUGGCCCUUCACCAAGUUCACCACCGUCAACUCACACACCUGGUGAUGCAAUAACUUCUGCAACCAGUUUGCAGCAUGUUAAUAGUGUUUCUAAAAGCAUGAUGUAUGGUGCAGAUGCAACUGCGGGUCUUACAUCAUCUUCCAAUCUGUUGGAAGACAUGGAUAGGUUUGAUCCUCUGGAUGAAAAUAUGGAGUCACUACUUUCACAUGAAAGUGACUCAAGGGACAUUUAUGGUACCAUUAAACAAUGUCCUCCUGAGCACCCAAAGGAGUCUGCUAAAGGCUUCACUUUUGCUGAGGUUGGUUGUAUACAGACCAGAAAUAGCGAAGUUACUUGCUGUCAUUUUUCUUCUGAUGGGAAGGUGCUGGCUAGUGCUGGGCAUGACAAGAAGGUGGUUCUUUGGAAUAUGGAUACCCUGAAAACAGAGAGUACUCCAGAAGAACACAAAUUGGUUAUUACAGAAGUUCGUUUUAGACCAAAUUCAUCUCAGUUGGCAACAGCUUCUUUUGAUAAAUCUGUGCGGUUAUGGGAUGCAGCCAAUCCAGGCUAUUGCGUGAAAGCAUACAAUAGCCAUCCUUCACCUGUGAUGUCCCUUGAUUUCCACCCCAAAAAGACGGACUUGUUUUGCUUUUGUGAUAAUGACAAUGAAAUUCGCUAUUUUAAUCUUAAUACAUUCUCAUGCACCCGGAUAUCCAAGGGAGGUAUGGCCCAAGUAAGGUUCCAACCAAGAAUUGGACAUUUUCUGGCAGCAGCAUCAGAUAAAGUAGUGUCCAUCUUUGAUGUAGAAACUGAUAGACAAACAUUAACAUUUCAGGGGCAUUCAGAAAUUGUGAACUAUAUAUGCUGGGAUGCAAACGGAGAGUAUUUAGCAUCUGUCAGUCACAACUUGGUAAAAAUAUGGUCAUUGGUGACAGGGGAGUGCAUUCAAGAACUCGGUUCUGGUGGGAACCAGUUCCACUCGUGUGUCUUUCAUCCAAAUUAUUCCACUCUUUUGGUGAUUGGAGGAAUUUCAUCAUUGGAGCUGUGGAACAUGGCUGAGAAUAAAAGCAUGACAAUUUCAGCUCACGAGAAUAUAAUUUCAGCAUUGGCGCAGUCGCCUGUCACAGGAAUGGUUGCUUCGGCAAGUCAUGAUAGCUCUGUAAAGCUAUGGAAAUAAUUAAAUCAAUCAUACAAAUAUAUAUAUAUAUAUAUAUAUAUAUAUAUAUAUAUCUCUGUGUGUGUGAUGAAAAUCCAAAUACGUGUGAAUUGGGUUGUGGAGCAAAAGCAUAUUUUGCUUCCAGUUCUCUAAGUGUGUGAAUUUUAUUUUCUUUCUUGGGUAUCUGAAUAUGAAAUGGGUGUAUUUAUUUUGCAUUCUCUUCAUAAUUUUGCUAUGUGAGAAUGAGUAGCUUGUUUGCCUUUGGGUGAGAA